Macrosiphum euphorbiae (potato aphid) is the source of this 798-nucleotide messenger RNA. The record is from the annotation of a GenBank genome assembly. NCBI's taxonomy places the organism in Eukaryota, Metazoa, Arthropoda, Insecta, Hemiptera, Aphididae.
AUGGCGUACCAUCCAUUUAUUCAUUAUUGGCUAUUACUUAUUGUGAUCACAAUAACGGCUACUUUCGACAAAAAUCAGAUCAAACUAUUGAAAGAUUCAUCUAGUAAAAACAUCAAUAACAUCAACAAACAUGCACCCGAAGGACCUUGUGGUGGGCAUUGCAUCAAUUCAAAUAGUCAUCAGAUUAAAAAUUAUCCAGAAAUACCGUUGGACAUUAUAAUGGAAUUAAACCAGGUUAAAAGUGUUUCAGAAUUAUUUUGGAAGUUUAUGCCACGUAUCAAUAUUUAUGAAGCAUUAAAAUACCAAACUAAUGAUGGUCAAAAUUCAACAAUUAUUCCAAAAGCGGCAGCUUGCACCACAGAAAAUCAAACAGUGAGCCUGAGAGACGAUGAUAACCCAAGUUUAUACUAUUCACCACCUUGUACACGAGUGAAGCGAUGUGGUGGUUGUUGUGGUAGCCUUUUGGUUUCUUGUCAACCGACCAAAGUCACCAUUAUACAAUAUUAUAACGGAACAUUCACUUUCAAAGAAAAGAAAAUUAUUACUGUAGAGCAACACGUGAAAUGUAAAUGUGAUUGUGUCGUGAAAGAGAAAGACUGCAAGCCCUCGCAAGUGUAUGAUGCUAGAGAAUGUCGAUGUUUUUGUAAAGAUUCAGAAGAAAUAUUAUGUGACAAACCAAGUAAGGUAUGGAAUUCAGAUAUUUGUUCAUGUCAAUGUGUUGAAGAGCUAGAAUGUACAACAGGUUACAAAUUCGAUUACAAUACAUGCAGCUGCAUAGAAGACACUGGCGAUUGGUAG